UACAGUCUUGUCUUGUCUCCCAUAAACGUGUAGUUGUCUUGAAUCUUGUGUCAGCUAAGUUUCUCUUGAGAAAAAAGAAAACAUUUUGAUUACCUUUCCAGCCUUCAAUUGUACUCUCCAAAAUCUUCUCUGCAAAUUUUGGUAGUGUUUUUCUUCUCUUUUUUUUUUUUCUCACUGUUUCAUACUGCCUCGCAUUGCUAAGACACACAGAAGCAGAGAGGUUCUUGUUUGAUGGCUUUUCUUGGAGCCAGAUUUUUAUCUUUGAGACCAUCAGCAAUACUUUUCUUCAUUUUCAUGUUAGCUUCUGUGUUUAUUUCUGCUGAAAGAAGCAUAAAACAUGAAGUGUCUAGAUUGAGUGAAGCAGAAGAACUCGAGCCUAAUUACCUUGUGAAAAUCAUUAGUUUCUUAUGGCAGUCUGAUGAAUCUGGUUAUCAACAUGUUUGGCCGGAACUAAGUUUUAGUUGGCAAGCUGUUAUUGGUACUAUAAUUGGAUUCUUUGGAGCAGCAUUUGGAAGUGUAGGUGGUGUUGGUGGUGGCGGCAUUUUCGUUCCCAUGCUGAUCCUGAUUAUUGGGUUUGAUCCAAAAUCAGCAACAGCUAUAUCAAAAUGUAUAAUCAUGGGAGCAGCAGUCUCAACGGUUUACCAUAACCUUCGACUAAGGCAUCCAACACUUGAUUUGCCUGUGAUUGACUAUGAUCUGGUGCUCCUUAUUCAGCCAAUGCUCAUGCUGGGGAUUAGCAUAGGUGUCACUUUCAAUGUGAUAUUUCCUGAUUGGGUGAUCACAGUUGCCCUAAUAAUUCUGUGCAUAGGGACAUCAGUGAAGGCAUUUUUCAAGGGUCUUGAUAUAUGGAAAAUAGAAACCUUAUUGAAAGAGGAUGCUGCUAAGCUUUUCGAGUCAACUGCAGGUGGUAGUGAGGAAGUUGAAUACAAACCUCUUCCAGAUGGACAAGGCAACAAUCCUCCAAAGGCUAGCAAGGUUACCAUACUUCAGAAUAUUUAUUGGAAGGAACUUGGACUUCUUGUUUUUGUUUGGGUGUCAUACCUUGCUGUUCAGAUUGCCAAGAACUAUACAGCCACAUGUUCAACAACUUUCUGGGUAUUAAACUUGUUGCAGAUUCCAGUUUCCAUCGGAGUCUUUCUUUACGAGGCCAUCGGUCUGUACAAGGGAAGACGGAGAAUUUCAUCCAAGGGGGAUGAAAUCAUGGAUUGGCAAGUGCACCGCUUGCUCAUGUUUUCUGCCUGUGGUGUGGUGGCUGGAAUAGUGGGUGGCCUGCUUGGAAUAGGUGGAGGAUUUAUCAUGGGUCCAUUGUUUUUGGAAAUGGGAAUCCCUCCUCAGGUAACGAGUGGCACAGCCACCUUCGGGAUGUUGUUCUCUUCAUCAAUGUCUGUAGUAGAAUAUUAUCUCUUGGAUCGUUUUCCUGUACCUUAUGCUCUCUACUUUAUUGCUGUGGCCAUCAUUGCUGCCUUUAUUGGUCAAAAUAUCAUCACAAAACUUAUCACUCUAUCUGGAAGGGCAUCCCUCAUCAUCUUUGUGCUAGCCUUCACAAUAUUUAUCAGUGCCAUAGCACUAGGUGGGGUUGGCAUAACAAGAACGAUUGGAAUGAUGGAGCGGCAUGAAUAUAUGGGUUUUGAGAACCUUUGCAAGUACACAGCAGCAUAGUGUGCUAUGAUUUCAAGAGCCAUAGAACAGUUAAUUAAUUGAAGGUGACAUAGAACAAAUGGAUAAAGUUGAUUAAAGCAAGCGUAAAGAGUUUCAGUUUUCUUUUGAAAUAAUUAAUGGGAUGGUAGAUGCUUUGAACGUAAGUUUCCCACAAAUGGAGCUUUCCUUGAUAAAAUCAUUUAGCAUGUAGGCCCAUUUUGCA
Populus euphratica (Euphrates poplar) is the source of this 1861-nucleotide messenger RNA. RefSeq lists its product as uncharacterized. NCBI's taxonomy places the organism in Eukaryota, Viridiplantae, Streptophyta, Magnoliopsida, Malpighiales, Salicaceae. Bases 232 to 1659 code for a protein of 475 amino acids. The record is from RefSeq and is a predicted model, not a curated record. Gene Ontology annotation, biological process: protein ubiquitination. Gene Ontology annotation, cellular component: Cul4A-RING E3 ubiquitin ligase complex; membrane. The transcript has 12 exons.